This is a messenger RNA of Mytilus californianus (California mussel), 5226 nucleotides long. RefSeq names its product sodium/potassium-transporting ATPase subunit beta-1-like. The record is from RefSeq and is a predicted model, not a curated record. Gene Ontology annotation, cellular component: sodium:potassium-exchanging ATPase complex. Gene Ontology annotation, molecular function: ATPase activator activity. The transcript has 6 exons. Bases 948 to 1886 code for a protein of 312 amino acids. Lineage: Eukaryota; Metazoa; Mollusca; Bivalvia; Mytilida; Mytilidae. Gene Ontology annotation, biological process: potassium ion import across plasma membrane; intracellular potassium ion homeostasis; sodium ion export across plasma membrane.
UUAUUGUCAAUGCAGAAUAGUAGUUUUCUAUAAUUUAGAAGAGGGUCUUUCGGCGAUUUGAUCAUAUGUUAUUGAAAAGCAUGAUAAAUGCAGGGUAUCUUUUUCAUUUAACGACAUCUUGGUGAAAAUAGUGUUGGAAGAUCUGGAGGGUCACUAAAAUCUUAUUAACUAAUUUGGCUCGUCUAGUCUCAAUUAAAAUAGUUAACAAUGUUUUAUAACCACAUUGUAAAAUAUAGGACCUUUAUUUGACAUCAACCAAUUACAUUUUGGUCAUCGAAAGAUUUAAAAUUAUAGUAAAUUUAGAUAAUAUAUCAGAAACAAAACCGGACCUCUUAGUUCUUAGUGAUGGGCAUUAAAGUAGAAAAUUGAUUUCAUCUUCAACGACUUCAUUGUCACAAGUUACAUUUUUUUUGGUCUGAAAGAAUAAAAUUGUGACAGAGACAUACAAUGCAUGUAUUAUAUAUUUCUGGUUGUGUUUACCCUUUCAAGUCUAUUCAAGGUCAGGGGCACUACUUCUAAAUUUGAUUAACUCAAAUAGGGUCUUACAAUUUCAAGCCUAUAAGUUCUUAAUUUUUUUCCUUGCACCAUAUCAGGUUUAUCAUUAUUUAAUUGGUUAAACCAUUAGUCCAUUAAUCAUUUUAAAAUAAUGGGCUUCUGGUUAAACCAAAUAUUAUCACAUCACAAGUUAAUUUUCGGUCUCUCUAUGAUAAUUGAUUUCAUAUUUGACUUGUAAUUUAGCAAGUAUGUUUGUGCAAGAAUUAGUAUAAUAAGACUUACUUUAUACAAAUUAUUGGUUAUAUAUGAUAGCCGGUGACGUUUCCGGAUUUUUAUCAUUUCUGUUCAGUCGUUGACUUUUUUGCACCUGUAGUCUGGUUUCCUUGCGUGUAUGCAUUAUUACUAUUGUGCCUUACACUCUACUGGGAAAGUGCAAAACAAAUUACCUGAAAAUGGCGUCGACCGUUAGCGGGAGCACAGCUUUUACUACCCAAGCAGAUCCAGACACAGGGACGUUCCAGCGACGCUUAGGCGAUGUAUCGACUUUCUUUUUUGAUUCGGAGGAGGGGAAAAUUCUUGGCAAAACUUUUAAACAAUGGAUUUUUGGUGCCAUAUUUUACCUGACAUUUUACGCUGGUAUUAUUGCUUUCAUGCUUGCCUGUGGUGCUGUUGUCUACCAAACAUUAAACUGGAAUAUGCCAAGACUUCAAGGACAAGACAGUCUACUACAGCAAAAUCCAUCACUAGGUUUCCGUCCUGUCCCAAGUGUUGACAUGACAUUAAUAAGGUUCAUCAAGGCAGAUCCAACGUCAUAUUCACCCCUGACAGACAACUUGGAGGCAUAUUUACAAUUUUAUGAAAAUCAAAACCAAGUAACUGAUACAGGAGUUAUGGUAGAUUGUAAAACAUACAACAAAAGACGACCACAAACAGAAUGGGACAAAGCAUGUAGAUAUGAACUUAACAAUCUUGGUCCAGAUUGUAUUAAACAACAAGCAUUUGGAAUGGAUGAUGGAAUGCCUUGUAUUUUAUUAAAGUUAAACAGGGUUUUUGAUUGGCACCCUGAGGAUUAUCACAAUGGUACUGAAAUUCCAGCAGAGAUUCAAGACACUUAUGCCCCAUACAAUGUUCACCUGAAAUGUUUUGGUGUGACACCAGCUGAUCAGGACAACAUUGGUGACUUUGAAUACCAUCCCCCAGAAGGUUUCCACUUCAAGUAUUUUCCAUUUCGUAAUCAGCAAGGAUACAGAUCACCCUUGGUAUUUGUCCGCUUUAUGAACCCAGCACCAAAUAUACUGAUAAUGGUAGAAUGCAGAGCUUAUGCCAAAAACAUUAGACAAAAUAGUGUAGAGCGAGCCGGAGUUGUGAGAUUUGAAUUACUUGUUGACUAAAAUCAUGAUAGCGCAAUGCAAUUAAGCAAGUUAUCAGUGCUUUAUUGGGUGGGACAUUCAACAUUCCAUAAACUUUGCAUAUUUGGAUAGAUACAUUUUUUCAACAGAAUUGUUAGUGAUUUGUAUUUAAUCAUGUCUUCCAUCUGUAAUCUUGUGAGGAGCAUAUACUGGUAGGGUUUGUCAAAUCUUUCUUUGUGUUCGAUGUAGCUUUUUGUUUUGGUCUUAGUGGGAGAUUUGAAAAGGUAUUUUUAAAAGUGAUAUAAUGCAUCAGCAUCACUAAUUAUUGCUUUUUUUUAAAUAUUUAACUGAAGUAAACUAAUUUUGUUAGGAAUAUAUCUAUCUGAAGUUAUUCUCAUUAAUUUUUUACCCCAUUUUUUUUUCACUGGGUGGUAUUGCGGUAUAAAAUCAUUAGUUAUAAAAAUGUAUUCUCAGAUCGGUUUAGAAAUAAUAAGAUAUGUCUUUCUUAAUGACAGGACUUAAAUAUCUUAUACUGAUUUCUCAGGUAAUUAUUUAAGUUAUGCCAUAAUGGUAAUUAACUGUUUUCAUUAAGUAAAAUAUGUAUUCUGAAUCAUCAUACAAGAUAUCCCCAUUCCAUCCUGUUCUCACUUGGGUGAAAGUUGCCGAUUUGUGUAAUUGAUACACGUUUAUGUACAAAACUUUCCAUGUAAUGUAAAUAAAUUUAUACAUAAAUUUUAUAUCAUAUGAUUAGAGAAAUAUUCAUAUGUAUUAAAUGAUUGUUUUGUAAGUUUUAUACCAGUUGUCUUUCUUUUUUAUGGUUGUGUAAUUAAUAUUUACAUUUAAAAUUUCAAAAAACUAUAAAGAAGAAAUGAGGGGUACCUUGAUCUGAUUUUUUUAAGAAAUCGUUUUACAAUUUAACAUAUAAAAGUUUAUAGAAAAUCGUUUUUCACUUGCAACAAGUUGUUUUUAUUAUAUUUACAUAUCAAAGACUUUUUGACCAACAUUGAUGUUAAUUUUUAAUUUGACAGAUUUCAAAUAUGUGUGGAGGACUGCUUCUACUAUUUAUCUUAUUUAAUCUUGGUUCAUCAACAUUUUGCUUCUUCUUUUUGUCGAGCGUUUCGACUUUUGUUGAAAAAGUGAGACAUAGCGAUCCUACAUUCCGUCGUUGUCGUCGGCGGCGGCGUCCACAAAUAUUCACUCUGUGGUUAAAGUUUUUGAAAUUUUAAUAACUUUCUUAAACUAUCCUGGAUUUCUACCAAACUUGGACAGGAGCUUGUUUAUGAUCAUAAGAUAAUAUCCAAAAGCAAAUUUUGUAAAAACAAAUUCAAUUUUUUCCGUAUUUUACUUAUAAAUGGACUUAGUUUUUCUGCCAGGAAACAUUACAUUCACUCUGUGGUUAAAGUUUUUGAAAUUUUAAUAACUUUCUUCAACUCUCCUGGAUUUCUACCAAACUUGGAAAGAAGCUUGUUUAUGUUCAUAAGAUAGUAUCCAGAAGUAAAUUUUGUAAAAAAAAAUAAAUUUUUCAGUAUUUUACUUAUAAAUGGACUUAGUUUUUCUGCCAGUUAACAUUACAUUCACUCUGUGGUUAAAGUUUUUAAAAUUUUAACAACUUUUUUAAACUAUCUUGGAUUUGUACCAAACUUGGACAGAAGCUUGUUUAUGAUUAAAAGCUAGUAUCUAGAAGGAUAUUUUGUUAAAAUUUUGUUCCAUUUUUUCCUUAUUUUACUUAUAAAUGGACUUAGUUUUUCUUCCAGUUAACAUUACAUACAGUCUACAGUUUAAGUUUUUAAAACAUUUAUUAGAUUCAUAAACUAUCCUGGAUUUUUACCAAACAUGGCCAGAAGCUACUUACAACUGAAAGAUAGUAUAGAGAGGAAUAUUUUUAUUAAUUUUUUUCCUCAUUUUUGUUGAGCCUGCGAUUAACAGCAAAAGUAGGGGAGACACUGGGUUCUGCGGAACCCUUAUGAAUUUUUUUAUAUAACGUUUAGGUUAAUGAAUCUUAAUGUAUACAUAUAUUAUAAUAGUUCUACAAUAUGUUUCCAGUAAGGAUAAUAAGUCACCCUAUCAGAAACUGUUUUUGUGUAGCUUCUUAAGAAGAAGGUACACAGUUAUAGCUAUCCACUUUCUGCUUCAUCACCAUACUUUUAUUAAUCUGCGACUCCUCCUUCACCAACUAUUUUAAAAUUAUGAAAUCUUAUAUUUAUAACUUUUAUAAUUACAAUUUUUAAUUUUUCACAGUUAAAAUCUAAGGUCAGUUAAACUUAUAAGCACAAGUGUGUGUUGUCUGGUCCUUGAGUUUAUUUUUAAAUGUAGAAGUAAGAUGUCCUAAACUAACCAUGUCGAGAUUUUUCUUGAGCAUUGUACAUGUAUGUUUGUGCCAUAGCUUCAGUAUGACAGUACAGUACCUUGGUUAAAUGUUGUGAAUAAAAUAUACAUUCCAUUUGUUUAUCAAUUGUUGAAUACCAUAAAUUAUACAAAUUACAAGAUUUAUUGUUAUUUAUUGUAAUUUUUGUUAUCAUGGACAUUAUUUGUAAUAUGGAAGUUUAUUUUGACAGUCAGAAAUCUAUAAUCUCUAUCAAUCAUGGUAAUAACCUAAGAACUGCCUUUUAUAUUUUGUCUUUAUUUUGAUUGAAAAUAUGCUAACUGAUGUAGAUUUUUGUCUCAAUAUUUUUCAGAUUUUAGAUUUUUGUCUCAAUAUUUUUCAGAGUUUAAGGAAAAUUUUCAUUUUAGUAUUUUACUUUCAACAAUAAUUCAAUAACACCAUGUAGUGUAAAAUACGUGCAAGUAUAUAAUGUCUUAAGAAAAAAAAAUUGGAAACGUUAGAUAUCCUUAAUCCUGACAGGGUAGUGCUAGAGAAGGACAAGUUUUGGACAAAAGUAGUCAAGAAUUUAUCUAUUUUGUAUUUAUUAUGACUACACUUUUGACUCUUUAAAGUAGAUUGAUACUAAUACUUAUAAAUAUAUAUUUCCAUGUAAAAAGGUGGUUUUGUUUUACUUGUUAUCAAGAAACAAAACAAGAGUUUUCCCCCUUUGAUUUGUAUGGAAGGAAUCAUUGCAUAUUGAUUGUUCUUAUGUGCAAAAGAGAAAACAACAUUAUUUAUGUAUGUAGAUUUUUUGUUGGAAAAUAAACAAGCGUGAGAGUAUCCAUUUCUAUACUGUUGACAUUCAUCGGAACAGAGAAAGUGGAAAUACCCUUACACUUUUUUUUUUACCUCAAACAAAACUAGGAACAGGUAAUUGUACAUAUUCUUGAAGCUUUAUAACUUGUACAUAGCAUAUUUCAUCAAUGUAUAUUAAUCAAAACAAAUACAGCCAAGUAAAAGAUUUUUUAUUCAUAGCAAUUAUAUUUUUUAUCAAUAUGUAAAUAAAAUCACUUAUCAGUA